AUGCCGGUAAUGGAGAUAGAGCACACUGGGUGGCCUCGUUACCCUUGUAAAACCGUCGCCACGAAGGCCAAGAAAAAGAUACAACCCCGUUUCAAAUCCAGCUCCUCUGAGAGGCCAAUCGACACCUCCGCAACUACGUCCAACGCCGCCGCCGCCGCCGCCGCUGAGUUGAAGAGUCCGACGACAGUAUCUAUUUCCUCCUCGUCGGAAUCAGACAGCGGUAUGAAGUCAUCGAGUUCGCCAUCGGACGGUGGAUCUGGUCCGACCGGGCAUGGUAAUGAGUCGGGCGGCAAGGGCUCGAGUCGGAGAGAGCAUUUGGCGGCAAAUCUGACGGACAGGGACGUGCUGGAUUGCCCUAUAUGCUGCCAACCCCUUUGCUCCCCCGUGUAUCAGACUUUGCCUCGGCAAGACCUCUUUGCUCGCUCCAGUCCACAUGGAUUUUUUCCCGGGGUGACGGCCUGCCCAGCCCUCCAACUUCACCUGCUUUUGGGUCUCGAGAAGGUUCUAGAAUCUCUCAUCUUCCCGUGCAAAAACUCGUCCUCUGGCUGCACGGAAUCGUUAAGCCACACCGAGCGACUCUCUCACGAGGAGACGUGCGAGUUCACUCCUUUCCCGUGCCCUUUCCCAGGCUGCAAAUUCUCAGACAAGUACAAGCACGUCUACAAGCAUUUCACUCUGGAGCACUCGUGUCUGUCCCAAACGUUCUCUUUCGGCACCUCCAUCUCAUUUGUGGGUAAUUAUGAGGACAAAUUCUUUCUUCAGGAAAAGAUCCGCAAAACACUUUUCGUGUGCACCCGUGCUGUGAGUUCCCAUGGGGUUGAGGUAGAUGUGUUCUGUGUGGGGCCCGCGUCAAUUGAGGGAGCCCCGUUUUCGUGCGACCUCACGGCGAGGGUUGGUGUGGGCACGUCGUUGAAUAUGAAGACGAGUGUAGAGUGCAAGCAGGAGAGGACGGACGAGGACCGCUCGGGAAAGUACCUUUUCGUUCCUAGGGACCUGAUGAAAGGAGUGGUCCCCCUCGAGUUGGAACUUGUUCUCAACGAGAGUACUGCUUGA
Messenger RNA from Striga hermonthica, 1053 nucleotides. Lineage: Eukaryota; Viridiplantae; Streptophyta; Magnoliopsida; Lamiales; Orobanchaceae. The record is from the annotation of a GenBank genome assembly.